UUGAGAAGGACAUCUUUAGGUGAAUUUUUGGUGGACGAACUGAAUCGUCUGGAAAAUUUUCAAGUGGUAAGAUUUUUCAAUUUUCGAAAUAUUUUUGAUAUAGAAAUCAAAGAUAACACUCUUUUAUCGAUUUCAUCACUUUUCAUGGAUAUCGAUUUGGUUAUCGAAGUCGCGCAUCCAGCUGUUAUUCGCCGAUUCGUCAAUAUCAUUCUGGACAACUGUGAUUUAUUUAUCGGUUCACCUACGUGCUUAUCUGAUGCUGAUCUUCUGGAAAGCAUUCGAUCCACGGCAUUCACCAAGAAACGCCGAGUUCUGGUCCCGGCGGGCGCAAUCUGGGGCGGCAACGACAUCCAGAAGAUGGCUGACCAAGGAACGCUAAUGGCACUUACCAUAACGAUAACAAAACAUCCAUCGUCAUUCAAACUCGAAUCGCCUCUCAAAGAGCUCAAUGAAACAGCAAAACAAAAGAGCGAGGAACCCACUGUGCUGUACGAGGGACCAGUACGAAAUCUUUGUCCACUAGCGCCAAAUAAUGUGAAUACUAUGGCCGGUGGAGCAAUUGCGGCACAUAACUUGGGUUUCGAUGGAGUGAUCGCCAGGCUGGUUAGCGAUCCGAAAAUGCUUGACUGGCAUAUCGUUGAAGUGGAAGCAGUCGGGCCAGAUGGUUUUAAUGUAAUCACAACCCGGAAGAAUCCCGCAAAACCCGGCGCGGUCACUGGAAAGCUCACCUACCAUUCCUUUUUGGCCAGUAUCAAAGAGUCGACCUACAAACCGAUUGGACUGCACAUUUGCUGA
Molecule: messenger RNA, 795 nt
Organism: Angiostrongylus costaricensis
Lineage: Eukaryota; Metazoa; Nematoda; Chromadorea; Rhabditida; Metastrongylidae
Source: the annotation of a GenBank genome assembly